UCAACAACGUUUUUAAGUAACUUAGAUCACGGAAAGUUUAAGAUAACAAGUUAGCUAUCGUCUGUAUUACGCAGCAUUCACUAACAAUGAGCCAACAAUUGAUGCUUACCAAGUUUAAUGGAAGUUAUAUACCUUUUCAGUUUUAAUUCUCAUGUUGUCGUCAAGGGCAUCUUGUUGAAACUUUUAUCAUCUGAUAUUGAACUACAGCACUUAAAAAUGGCAGAUGGCAUGCUGCUACUAUCCUGGAACAGUCAUCAUGCAACAUUCUGUGAUAUACUUUCAAGACUUCGAGAAAAGGAAAACUUCACAGAUGUGACCUUGGCAUGUGAAGGAAAAUGCUACCCUUUACACAAACUGGUCUUGUCAACUUGUAGUGAAUAUCUUGAAAAGAUUUUUAAAAGCACACCUUGUAAGCAUCCUGUAAUUGUUCUUCAAGAUAUCAAAUGCAGUGAAUUAGAAGCACUAAUAAACUAUAUGUAUGUAGGUGAGGUUAAUGUGCCUCAGAGCUCCCUCUCUUUGCUGAUUAAAGCUGCUGAACUUUUGCAAGUUAAAGGUUUGGCUGUACCUGAUGAACCACCUUCAGGAAAUAAAAUGAAAGUUAAUGUUCACAAUAUGAGUGAUGACCGAACUAGUUCACAAAUCAAGAGAAGGAAAUGUGAGGAGAGCAUUACUUACAGUCAAAGAGAAUACCCUCAAGUUUCCAGUAAUUCCUCCCCGCUCUGCAAGGAGAGGAAACAGACAGAACAUUCUAAAAUCCAAGUUCAAAAUGCAGACCAAGUUAUUGACCAGCAUCAGACUUCUGAAAAAUCUCUCGGAUAUAUUGAGGAUGCAUUUGUUGAAACAGAUAUUAAAGAAGAGGUAUUAGAAGAUAUAGACACUGAUAAUGAUUUGGGCAUAGAUGCUUCAGACCCUGGCUUGAACUAUCAAACUCAUAAUUCUUCUUAUGAGAUGGAAAAUGUCAGAACAGAACAUGAUACAGGAGGCAAAUGCAGCAUUCCAUUAACUGGUGAAUAUGACAAACAACCUCUCAAUCAUUCGGAAAUGCUGUCACACCCACCUAUUGUGUCUGACGUGGCUGUUUCAUCAGAGUUGCAAGGGUGGAUGGCUGAAAGUGCACUUGGAGAAAUGACGGGAGUGGAAGGCUUCAAUAGCAUUGGAGGUCUUGAAUCAGCAUCUUUAAUUACUCACCAGGGAGCACCCUUACAAGAACAGCAGAUGGUAUAUCAGGAUGAUGAUCAAAAGGGAGCUUGGGGACCCUGGGAGAUGACGAGCAGUUUAAAGAAAAUCUACGAGUGUCCUAUAUGUUACCAGAGUUUUAGCAGCAGUUCUCCUUUGCUUAUUCAUAUUCGGAAACACACCAAGAAACCAUAUAUUUGUCCACACUGCUCCAAAAGUUUUAUGUACAAUUCAAUCCUUAAAGUUCAUCUACGGACUCAUACGGGAGAGAAGCCCUUUUCAUGCCCCCACUGUGAUUACAGAAGCACUCAAAGUGGUGCUCUGAAAACUCAUAUGAGGAUUCAUUCUAGAGAGCAGUCUUACACUUGUUCUGACUGUUCCUAUAAUUCAGCAAAGUUCAGCAAUCUUAAACGACAUAUAGCUGAGCAACAUCUGUAGUUUUUACUGAAUUACCUUGUGUGAAGCAUACUUAUAUGUACUGUACUCAGUUAAUAGCUUAAAAAAAAAGAUUAGAAGUUUUAAUAUAAAUACACACAAAUAAAAGUACAUACGAAUAAGUGAGGUACAGUAUAUAUUUCAAAAUUUGUGAUUACAUAAAAAGAAUGACUAUUGAACACAUUUGCAAUAAUCAUGAAUUUAAUUUUGUAAUAAAAAGAUUGGUAUCAGAAAUGGGAACAUUUUCUGGGGGAAGCACCUUCGGCUCCCCUGAGCUAUCCAGGCUGAUAUGAACAUAUUUGGGCCUGGCAUCAGUCAAAGCGAAUGGAGUUCUAGGCCUACUGGGUUUAACAGUAGGACUGUUAAUAUAGAAAGUCCAUAAGAUCUAACAUGAAAUAUUGUAGUUCACUAGAAGGGAGGAUACGGCCUUUGUAAAGUGGUAGGGAGUUGGUAGUGACCUGACUGGCUAGAGAGGGUCACCCCCCCAUAGCGAUGUGAGCUCAUAAUGUAGAAAUGGCAGCACCACAGACUCCCCUGUGUCAAGUCAUCCAACUAGGUGAAUAAUGAAAGGUAUUACAGAAUUAGUAGGAAUUAUCAAUCGGGGUUAAGUACUUAUGUUAAAAUUAACGUCAAUUGAGAAUAAUGAAUAAGUCUUGUAUGUUAUCAAAGAAGCAUUUGACUUCAUUAAGAUCUGAAUAUAGGUAAGACAUAUUUCGUCACUGGAAAAUAGGUACUACCAACUUGUUUGUUAAUUCCUGUAAAUUAAUGAAAUGCAAGGGCUAUUGAAUAUUGUAAUUAGCCUGGCUCUCAUAUCUAGAUUAUUCCCAAUUGUUUUGGGAUAAUAAGUCACCAUUAGGAUUUUUAGUUAGUAAUCUUCAAAGAUUAAUUUGGCAAUUGAGCUAGGUUCAGCCUCACACAAGGUCAGUGUGGAGAGGUUAGUCAGUGUGGGCUGUUUAUCAACUGGGUUCGGACUGAUCCCCUGGAGUCACGGCAGAACAUCGAGGCCUGACUGUGAUAUUUUAAGGUAUCUCUGUCUUGAGUUUAUUAUAAUGUAGAAAUCCACAUUAAUUGUAGUUAAUUACCAAUUGCCUCAGUUAGGAAAAUGUUCGGUUAGGAAGUGUUUCGAUAGUUUUAUUAAUUUUUAUUUUCAGUGUUAAUCUUUGAUUUAAUAAAUCUUUUAUUGAAUU
This is a messenger RNA of Procambarus clarkii (red swamp crayfish), 2798 nucleotides long. RefSeq names its product zinc finger and BTB domain-containing protein 14. Gene Ontology annotation, molecular function: protein binding. The record is from RefSeq and is a predicted model, not a curated record. Gene Ontology annotation, cellular component: nucleus. Lineage: Eukaryota; Metazoa; Arthropoda; Malacostraca; Decapoda; Cambaridae. Gene Ontology annotation, biological process: regulation of transcription by RNA polymerase II.